UCUUGAAAAUAUUCAUGGCUAGUCUCGCAGCAGAAACUCAGGAAGACAUCCACCUCCCUUCCAGACAACAACGAAGAAGAAGACAUUGGUUUGGUUCUAAAUUCCAACAAUAUCAAAAUGCUUCAGGUUUGUAUUGCGGCAGGACGGAUAGAUGGCAAAUAUUUUUUCUUCAUUUUCAAUUUUUCUUAACUGGCUUCCCAAGCUGCAUCUCGUGUAACGAACUUCAUGUAUGAUGUCUUUCUCAGUUUCCGUGGGAAAGACACUCGCUAUUCUAUUGUCAGCCAUUUGUACGCAGCACUUGUUAGCAGAGGAAUCAUUACCUUCAAAGACGACAAAAGGCUUGAGAUAGGUGAUCACAUUUCUGACGAACUCUACAGAGCCAUUGAAGGUUCAGAUUUUGCUGUCGUUGUGCUUUCUGAGAACUACGCUACUUCCAGGUGGUGCUUGAUGGAGCUCCAACUGAUAAUGGAGCUUCAGAUGAAGGGAAGACUUGGUGUCUUUCCUGUCUUCAAUGGUGUAGAACCCUCUACCGUGAGGCAUCAGUUAGGAAGUUUCGAUCUAAAGAGGUAUCAACGUCCAGAAGACGCGGAUAAGGUUCCCAAGUGGAGAGAAGCUCUUAAACUGAUCGCUGAUCUUUCAGGUGUGGAAUCUGGACUCUGCAUUGAUGAGGCAACUAUGGUUGGGAAAAUUGUCGACGAUAUUUCAAGGCGCAAGGCGAUGAUGCAGAAGAUAGACUUCAGAAAUAUUGUUGGGGUAGAUACUCACUUGCAAGAUCUCAAGUCUCUCUUGGAUAUGGACUCCAAUAAUGAUGAGGUUCGUAUGAUUGGAAUCUGGGGAAUGGGAGGCAUUGGCAAAACAGCCAUUGCCAAGUGCCUCUAUGCCCAGCUCAAAUUUCAAUUUGAAGCUAGUAAUUUCACAGGAGACAUCAAGGGUAUUAAUAAAGACCUUGAUCUACUGCAGUUACAAAAGGAACUUCUCUACAGUACCGUCGGUGAGAAUAUUAAGCCGUGGAGCGUGGAAGCUGGAAGGGUCGAAGUUCAGGCUAGACUUGAGGGCAAAAAAGUUCUUCUUGUGAUCGAUGGUGUGGAUAAAGUGGUCCAAAUCCAUGCUCUGGCAAAAGAAACAAGGUGGUUUGGACGUGGGAGCCGUAUCAUCAUAACCACCCGAGACAGGGGCUUGCUCAAUAGUUGUGGAGUAAAAGCCAUUUAUGAGGUUAAAUGUUUGGACGAUAAGGAUUCCCUGUUGAUGUUUAAACAAAUUGCUUUUGAAGGGGACAGUCCUCCUUCUGUUGAUUUUGAACAACUAUCAAUCCGAGCAGCUCAGCUUGCUCACGGGCUUCCUUCUGCCCUCCAAGCCUAUGCCUUAUUUCUCCGUGGGAGGAACAAUACUCAUGAGGAAUGGGAAGAAGCAGUAUGUGGACUUGAAAGUACUCCUGACGAGGAUAUAAUGGAAAUCUUGAAAAUUAGCUACAAGGGCUUAGCAGAACCACAUCAGAAUGCUUUCCUUCAUGUUGCAUGUCUCUUUAAUGGUGACACAUUCCAGCGUGUAGCUUCACUACUUGAUGGUUCCAGACCUGAGAGGAACCUGGGGAUAAGAGUUUUAGCAGAAAAAUCUCUCAUCAAUAUAACUAAUGGAUAUGUAAUCCUGCAUAACUUGGUUGAACAAAUGGGAAGGAAAGUUAUGCUUGACAGUGGAAAAUUCCUAGGGGAUCCUGAGAAAAUUCAAGGUGCACUGGAUUACCAAGAAGGAACGGGACAAACUGAAUGCUUCUCCCUACACACAUGUGAGAUGACCUGUGCAUUUUCGAUGAAGACUAGUGUUUUCAACCAUAUGCGCGGACUUAAGUUUUUCAUGGUCUACAAGCAUGUUGGUGACAGAGAAUCAAGGCUGCAAGUCAUUCUAGACGAUGGCCACCAUAACAUACCUUAUUCCCUAAGGUUACUUCACUGGGAUGCAUUUCCAUUAAGCACCUUGCCUCUCAUACAAGAGGCUUAUUUUCUUGUUGAACUCAAUCUGCGUCACAGCAAUCUAGAAACGCUGUGGAGUGGAACACAGGUUUUCAGGAAUUUGAAGAAACUAGAUGUGACGGGAUCUAAGAAUCUCAAACAACUUCCAGUUCUUUCAUAUAUCCAGAAUCUUGACGAGUUGAUUUUAGAACAAUGCAUGAGACUGACAGGAAUCCCCAAGUCCAUUGGAAAAAGGUCUACCCUAGGAAGGCUUAAUCUAUCGUACUACGGUGGGCCUAAGACUCCAAUGGGUGUCGUUAUACGGAAAGUGUCUGAGACGCAGUGUAUUACAUUGGAGUUCCCAACUGCAAAACUGGACUUGGAACUUAUGAAUAUAUCGAUCGCUGGAGACAUCAAAUUUCAUUUUUCUGCAGGUUGUGAAGGAUAUGCUGAAUACUUCUCCUUUUGUUCUGAGCAAAAGGUCCAUGGUACAAGGACAGUAAGUGUACACCAAGCUCCUCGGCUCAUAUCCGAGUUCAACAAAUCUACUUCGCUCAAUAUCAGGAGGUUCAGCUACAAAGAGAACAGUCGACCUGUCACCUUUCACAAUUUUCCAUAUAUAUCUGGCCUGGAAGAACUAAAACUAGUCAACUUAAAUAUCCAAAAGCUAUCAGAUGCGAUUGGUCACUUUGAAUUCUUAGAAAAACUGGACUUCAGCGGAAAUGAUUUUGAGAGCUUACCAGAAGAUAUGAAUAGACUUUCCCGGCUGAAAACUCUCUGUCUUCGAAACUGCAGCAAACUCGAGGAAUUGCCAGAGCUAAAACAGGUGCAGUCACUCACUCUUUCCAACUGUAGGAGCCUCAGAUCAUUGGUGAAACCCUCUGAUGCAAUUCAGGAUCCGAGCAUAUAUUGUUUGCUUGAGCUUUGCCUUGACAACUGCAAGAAUGUGAAGUCAUUGUCAGAUCAGCUUAGUCAUUUCACCAAGUUGACAUUUUUAGAUAUGAGCAGCCAUGAUUUUAAGACAUUGCCAUCAAGCAUCAGAGAUCUUACCUCAUUGGUAACUAUCUGCCUCAAUAACUGCAAGAAACUCAAAUCACUGGAAGAACUUCCACCGAGCCUUCAGUUUCUCGAUGCAGAGGGUUGUGAUUCUCUUGACGCUGAUGCGUUGGAACAUUUUAAAGGGAGGCUAAACAAAGAGGUACCAGCACAGCCGCAGGUUGCUUGCUUCCAAGAAACUGAGAUGCUGAGUUACGAACGCCAAGGCAGUAAGAGUCGUCUACCCAAGUUCCUAUGCUGCUCACAUUUCUAGUUAUUCCUACACACUACUCUUGAUGAUUGUUCUUUUCAUGUUCGUCAUAGAUAAUAGAUUCGAACCUGGCAUUUUUGCUUCUUCCGUAACAUGAUGUUUCUAAUUUUAUAGAAAAAUAUGGUCGGUUACACUACA
Camelina sativa (false flax) is the source of this 3390-nucleotide messenger RNA. Its product is annotated as TMV resistance protein N. The record is from RefSeq and is a predicted model, not a curated record. Gene Ontology annotation, biological process: defense response; signal transduction. Gene Ontology annotation, molecular function: ADP binding. Lineage: Eukaryota; Viridiplantae; Streptophyta; Magnoliopsida; Brassicales; Brassicaceae.